AUGAUUCACGGACGAUGUGGGGGACACAACCCACACUCGCCAUGCAUGAAAGACGGAAAAUGCACCAAAAAGUAUCCACGCCAGCUGCUACGACGAAAACCAGAUGAUGGAGGAUACACCACAACUAUCAAAAUCAAUAACGUUGAUUUCGAAGUUGAUAACCGAUGGAUUGUGCCCCACUCUCCUAUCCUUUCGAAAUCAUUCAAUGCACAUAUCAACGUGGAGUCCUGUAAUUCAGUUAAGACAAAAUACAUAUGCAAAUACGUGAAUAAAGGCAGCAAUAUGGCAAUUUUCGGAAUUGCGAAUCCCAAUGCGCCCGUCAAUGAAAUCGAGCAAUUUCAAAUGGGACGUUACAUUAGCAGCAAUGAAGCUGUAUGGAGAAUUCUUGGUUUCGACAUUCAUGAACGCUUUCCUGCUGUCAUGCAUCUCAGUGUUCACUUGGAAAACGGUCAACGAGUCUACUUCACGGAAGACAACGCACCCCAACGAGUUGCAGAUCCACCAAAUACAACGUUGACCGCUUUUUUCCAAUUGUGUGCAACUGACGAAUUCGCAAAAACAUUAAUAAGAAAACGAGGCGCCAGGCAUUCUUCUAUAGCUGGCAUAUUUUCUACUGGUGCACUGGGAAGAGUAUAUACUGUUCAUCCAAAUAAUGGUGAAUGCUACUAUUUGCGAAUGCUGCUUCACGUGGUCAAAGGACCAACAUCGUUUCAAGCAAUCAAAACAAUCGAUGGUCAAGAGUGUGAGACAUACAGAGAAGCAUGUUUUAAACUUGGUUUGCUUGAAAAUGAUCAACAUUGGGACAACACAUUAGCGGAAGCAUCUGAGACACCUCAUGCCCAUCAAAUACGAACUCUGUUUGUCAUAAUUUUGACAACCUGCGCACCUUCUGAUCCGAAAGGUUUAUGGGAAAAACACAAAGAGAGUAUGAGCGAAGACAUACUUCUCCGAGCACGCAGAAAUAAUCCCGGCUUGGAUGUACAGUAUUCGGAAUACAUUUUCAAUGAAGCACUGAUAUCAGUUGAGGAUGUGUGUAUGUCGAUUAACAACAAAAUCCUCGAUCAGCUUGGGCUGUUUUCACCGGAACGUGACAGAAACGACGUUAUCGAUAGAGACGUAUUGCGAGAAAAGCAAUACGACGUCGAUGCGCUACAAGUUGCAUACGACACAAUUAUGGAGCAUGUGCGAGGCGGAAAUGGUGGACUUCUUUUUCUUGAUGCACCAGGAGGCACAGGAAAAACAUUUCUACUCAAUUUGAUACCCGCCGAAAUUCGAAUGAAACAUGAGAUUGCUUUGGUUGUGGCAUCAUCGGGGAUUGCAGCAGCAUUACUCGAUGGAGGACGCACGGCGCAUUCGGUUCUCAAGCUGCCAUUGAAUUUAAAUCUAGCUGCUGAUCCUCUUUGCAACAUUGGAAAAACAACUGGAAUGCCAACUGUAUUGAAAACAUGCCAACUCAUUAUUUGGGAUGAAUAUACUAUGGCCCAUAAGAAAGGACUUGAAGCACUUGAUCGUACUCUGCGAGAUUUCCGAAGCGAUGAACGUCCACUGGGCGGAAUCAACACCAGCAGACGAAUUGAAUGCAUGCCUGAAAAAUUCGUCUCUCUGGAGACAUGUGAAAAAAUUACACUGUCGACCAAUAUGCGUGUGCAUUUACUUGGAGAUGUUUCUGCACAAAUAUUUGCCAAACAACUUUUGGAUAUCGGCGAUGGCAAACUUUUGGCUGAUCCUACAACACAGGAGAUAGCGUUCCCUCCGAACUUCUGUCAACUUCAGUCAUCAAUUGAAGAACUUGAAGAGAGAGUUUUCUCAAACAUCGCCAACAACUUUAGAAAUCAUGAUUGGCUUUGCGAGGGAGCUAUCUUAGCUCCAAUGAAUGAUGAUGUCAAUCGAAUCAAUAAUAAGAUUCAAUUAAAAAUUCCUGGGGUGAUUACGGGAUACAAAUCGAUUACAGUUACAGAAUAG
Zophobas morio is the source of this 1962-nucleotide messenger RNA. RefSeq lists its product as uncharacterized. Gene Ontology annotation, molecular function: DNA helicase activity. Gene Ontology annotation, biological process: telomere maintenance; DNA repair. Lineage: Eukaryota; Metazoa; Arthropoda; Insecta; Coleoptera; Tenebrionidae. The record is from RefSeq and is a predicted model, not a curated record. Bases 1 to 1962 code for a protein of 653 amino acids. The transcript has 4 exons.